ACCUGUCAAAUUCAGGUACCUGCUCCCCCUCCCUCCCCAAAGGUCCACAGUCUCUGGUCAUCUCCUUUACUGUCUGCAGUCUCUGGUCAUUCCCUGCACUGUCUGCAGUCUCUGGCCAUCAUCUCUGGUCAUUCCCUGUACUUUGUCCGCAGUCUCUGGUCAUCUCCUGUACUAUAUCUGCAGUCUCUGGUCAUCUCCUGUAGUAUGUCCCGCAGUCUCUGGUCAUCUUCUGUAGUAUGUCCGCAGUCUCUAAUCAUCUCCUGUAGUAUGUCCGCAGUCUAUGGUCAUCUCCUGUACUAUGUCCGCAGUCUCUGUUCAUUCCUGUACUAUGUCCGCAGUUUCUGGUCAUCUCCUGUACUAUGUCCGCAGUCUCUGGUCAUCUCCUGUAGUAUGUCCGCAGUCUAUGGUCAUCUCAUGUACUAUGUCCGCAGUCUCUGGUCAUUCCCUGUACUAUGUCCGCAGUCUCUGGUCAUUCCCUGUACUAUGUCCGCAGUCUCUGGUCAUCUCCUGUACUAUGUCCUCAGUCUCUGGUCAUCUCCUGUGCUAUGUCUGCAGUCUCUGGUCAUCUCC
Messenger RNA from Staurois parvus, 570 nucleotides. NCBI's taxonomy places the organism in Eukaryota, Metazoa, Chordata, Amphibia, Anura, Ranidae. The record is from the annotation of a GenBank genome assembly.